UAUUGACCAACCCUAGUUGCCAUUCCCACCUACACACGACGUCGUACCUAUUUAAUCUAGCUACAUCUUCCUCCUCUAUAAAUACCCUUAACUUAAACCACAUUUUCCAACACACACAUAACAAAGUCAAUUGAUCGUGAUAUAUUGUCGUCAUAGAGUUCUUGAUCCAAUGUCUCACAUCGCUGUCGAGAGAAACCGCCGCAAGCAGAUGAACGACCACCUCAAAGUCCUACGUUCCUUAACCCCGUGUUUCUACAUCAAACGGGGUGACCAAGCCUCGAUUAUUGGUGGAGUGAUCGAGUUCAUUAAGGAGCUGCAUCAAGUGGUGCAGUCGUUGGAGACGAAGAAGAGGAGGAAGAGCCUGAGCCCUAGCCCGGGCCCCAGCCCUAGGCAGUUCAGGCUCAGUCCUCCUCAGCCGGAAACACCCUUUUUUGGGGAUUUCAAGGAGUUGGGAGCUUGCUGCAACUCCCCGGUUGCUGACGUGGAGGCGAAGAUCUCGGGAUCCAACGUGAUUCUAAGAACUCUAUCGAAACGAAUCCCGGGGCAGAUCGUGAGGGUCGUUGGUGUCUUGGAGAGGCUUUCCUUUGAGAUUCUUCACUUGAACAUUAGUACCAUGGAAGAUACCGUUCUUUACUCCUUUGUGGUCAAGAUAGGGUUGGAGUGCCAAGUGAGUGUGGAGGAGCUAGCAUUUGAAGUUCAGCAAAGUUUCUGCUCUCAACAAGUCUACAUUAGGGAACAUGCACAAAUUUUGUCAUGAAAAAUUAACUAAUUAAACUUCUAUGUAGUCAUCAAUGUAACCCUAAACCCUAAAACUUGAACCCUAUAUAUAUAUAUAUUGAGUUUGUAUGUGUGUGUUAACUAGGUUUCUAUAUAUGUAUGAAGGGAAAGAAAGUGAGAAUAUUCACUACAUGUGUUGUUACUAUCUAAAUGUAGUACAGUUUUGGGGUUACACGAGAUGGAUUCUUGUGCAUCUUCCUCAUUUUUAUUAGUACUAUAUACUAGUAUUAAAUUGUGGUAUUUAUUACGUUAUUUCAUUCCUUUUCAAGAAUUAUAAAGAUCAUUGAAUUAGAAUUAGCUAGUUUAUUAUGGAGCUUAAACGAGCGUUCUUAAGGUUAUAUAACUAAUAAGUUUUCUAAAAAAGUCAGUAUAAAAUUAUAAAUCAAAUAUCGAAUUAACAUUGUAUUUAUUUAUUUUUGAGUUAGCCCACGUCUUUACAUUAACUGGUCUUACUAAUUAAACAAAUUUGAGUAACCUUAAUUGAGUUUUAAAUAGAAUAAUAUGAAAAUUACAUCCACAAUCAAAUAUUUACAAAGUUUAUAUCACUACCAACUGAUAUAUUACGACUUCAAUAUGAAGAACAGUAUAUAGCGACUUUAAUUCUUGGUAUUCUAUCAAAAUUGAAGAGAGGAUAAGGCCCAGUUUAAAAUAUUGGGCUUCUCAUACUAAAAAAUAAAUAUGGCCCAUUUUAAUUAUUUUUCAACUAAUUGUCUGAACCUGGGCUUCAGAAAAUACCAAGCCCAUACUUUUAAGUUGAAAAUUAAUUUGCCAAUUCGAGACAACAAGAAACACAACUCUUAUAAAAAAAGCAAGGAACUUUUGUUUAUGAAAAUUGUACUCUACUAAUUUUUUAAUUUUAUUAUGGCCCACAAUAUGCAAUAUCCAUACAUAUAAAAAUAUAUAUUCAAAUGAUAUUUUACAAUAACUUUCACAAUGAUGCAUAUCUUAUUUACUUAGAAUAUUGCACAUCAAUAUGAUUGCUGUGUCACAUGAAAUAGCAAUGAAUUGUACUAUGCAUCUUUGUCAAUGUCCAUCACAUUCACAUGCAAGACUAUUAUUUAUAUUUUCUUCAAAUCUCUGUGUGGAAACAGUUCAAAAUCCCCUUUCUAAAUAUAAAAAAUAUAUCUUUUCUCUCAUAUUUUCGUGUGUGAAAUAAUUGUGUCUACUUAUGGAUAAGGAGUGAUUGACCUCUGCUACUAUUUCUCAAUUUUGUCAUUCAUUAUUUAGAGAUAGCAAAUGACAAAAUGAUUUAUUUGAUAUACCGAAUAUAAUUCAAAAUGAGAAAUCAUAGUGUAAUAAUAGAGUGCAUGUGAUAUGUCCUUUUUUAAAAAACAUAUAUUGCACUCACAUUUUUGUUAGAAAAUAUUAUCGAGUGAUGAGUACAGGUGAUGUAAUUUGAAUAUUGAGUAUAUAUUAUGGUCAAACAAAUGGGACAAAACAAUUUUUUAUGGAGUAAGUUAAUUUAUUUCCACAAUCAAUCAAAGUCUAAAUUAUUUGAAUCAAAUUCAAUAAUUGCUUGAAUUGAUGCUAGUUUGUGGUUGGACUAAUUGUUAAUGUUUAUACAGUAAAAUGCAAUUGAGAGUAUAUUAUUAAUUAGUUAGUCAAGCACGUAUCUAUCUAAAUAAUUGUUUAUAUAUAAUGUGAGAAUGGUUUGAUGAAUGUCUUUGUCAAAACCUAAUCUCAUUAGAUUUUAAUUCUCAACAAAGAACAGGAAAAUCUCUGUUACAUUUGUGAGAGAGGUGUCAAAUCCUUCAUUUCGCUUUAACAUAGUACUCCUACAUACAUAUAUCACUAUGAGCAGUGAAAUGAGAUGCAAAAAUCUAUAGUCAACUUUAGCCGGAGCUGAUUUAUUUAAUGUUUGGGUUUUUGUAAUUACGAUCCAACUAAAUUAAAUAUUUUCAAUACCGAAUCCGAUAGUUCGGCUCGAAACCGAUCUGUUCAGUACGUCCGGUUCCAGGCCGAACCAUAACCGGAAUCAAAAGCUAGGCAAUUCAGAUCCAGGUCCAAAAUGGAAUCGUAUUGAAAAACCGGAUCAUUUUAUACAUUAAUCACGAAGGUUUUAAAUAAUUAAAAACGAACCUUUUUGGAACCUUUAUGAGCCGAUUCCAACUCCACCAUUCGUUGAACCGGAAACGACAGUUUCGAAUCCGGCCGCAACACUUAGGAGUGUGCUGCACUGCACCUAUAAUCACAUAAAAUAAGAUAUUGAGAUCUUAUUUACUGAUCUAAAAAGAUUUUUGGGCCCAAGCUCUUCA
Messenger RNA from Salvia splendens (bonfire salvia), 3032 nucleotides. Its product is annotated as transcription factor MUTE. The transcript is spliced from 3 exons. Gene Ontology annotation, cellular component: nucleus. Gene Ontology annotation, molecular function: protein dimerization activity; DNA-binding transcription factor activity. Bases 170 to 757 code for a protein of 195 amino acids. Lineage: Eukaryota; Viridiplantae; Streptophyta; Magnoliopsida; Lamiales; Lamiaceae. The record is from RefSeq and is a predicted model, not a curated record. Gene Ontology annotation, biological process: guard cell differentiation; positive regulation of DNA-templated transcription; stomatal complex development.